GACAGGUAAGAACCAGUUCAUUUGUUGUUUAGACCCAGCGUGUAGCAAAUAUACUAUUUAGACACAUUUGAAACAGAGUUUAAGAUAUUUUAGACAAAUGUCAGCGCUGCUAAGGUCCUGUCCUCACAGAAUCAGAUCUUUCGAUGGACUCAAACACAAGGCUUGGAAAUUAUGCAGCACAAGUUUGCUCGAGCGAUGCCGGUCCCUCCAUGUGGACAGCCGUCCUCACACACCCACACUGAGCAGCAGCUAUGUGCACGGCACCUCCACCAUCCCUCUGCUCCCCCUGACCGUGGGCCAGACUCUGGACUCCACCGUUCAGCGCUGGCCCGACCGUGAAGCUGUGGUCUUCCUGCAGGACGGCAUCCGGAAAACCUUUGCACAGUUUCAGCAAGAUGUUGACAAGGCAGCUGCAGGUCUGCUCGCUUUGGGCCUGGAGCGAGGCGACAGACUGGGAAUUUGGGGACCCAACACGUACGAGUGGAUCCUCUUCCAGUUUGCCUCAGCCAAAACUGGAAUUAUAAUGGUUUCAUUGAACCCGGCCUAUCAGGUGAAGGAAGUGGAGUUUACUCUAACGAAGGUCCAGUGUAAAGCUGUGCUCUGCCCUACCAGCUUUAAAAGCCAACAUUUCUGUGAGAUGCUGAGGGAAAUCUGUCCAGAGAUUGACUCGUCGUCAGCAGGAAUGAUCAAAAGCUCCAGGGUGCCAGAGCUGCGUAUGGUGAUUGUGACGGACAGCAGACAGCCGGGGAUGCUCCACGUAGACGAUGUGAUGCAAGCAGGGGAGAGUCAGCACCACCAACAGCUGAUGGAGCUGCAGAAAAAGCUGUCCUUCGAUGAUCCCAUCAACAUCCAGUUCACAUCGGGGACUACAGGGAGUCCAAAGGGAGCCAGUCUUUCACACCACAAUAUUGUAAACAAUGCCUACUUUUUGGGACUCAGAAUAGGUUUUAGAGAAAAACCUCAGGUGCGAGUGUGUGUGCCCGUACCUAUGUACCACUGCUUUGGCUCAGUGUUGGGAGGGAUGGCUAUGGCACUGCAUGGCAUCACACUGGUCUUCCCUUCCACUGCCUACAACAGCCGAGCCAACCUGGAGGCCAUUCAGAGUGAAAGGUGCAAAUAUGUGUACGGCACUCCCACAAUGUUCACCGACAUGCUAAGCCAACAGGAUAUACACAAGUACGAUUUGUCAUCACUUGAAGCUGGCGUCAUUGCUGGUUCUCCGUGCCCUCCUGAGAUUGUGAGAAGACUGAUAACAGAAAUGAACAUGAAAGACAUAACGAUAAGCUAUGGAACCACUGAGAACAGCCCCAUCACAUUCCUUGGAUUCCCACAAGACAAUGAGGACCUGAAGAUGAAUACUGUUGGAUGUAUCAUGAACCACACUGAGGCCAAAGUGAUCGACCCUUGUACCGGGGAGAUUGUCCCUCUUGGGGCCUCGGGGGAGCUGAUGAUCAGAGGCAGCUGUGUGAUGCAGGGAUACUGGGACGACCCUCAGAAAACCAGUGAAGCUAUCUCCCAGGACCGCUGGUACAGGACUGGUGACACAGGCAGUCUAAACAGUUUGGGAUACCUUCGCAUUGAAGGACGUAUAAAGGAUUUGAUCAUCCGAGGAGGGGAGAACAUCUAUCCUGCUGAGAUAGAGCAAUUUCUAUAUACACACUCGAAAGUAAAAGAGGUGCAGGUGGUUGGAGUGAAAGACGAGAGGCUGGGUGAGCAGGUGUGUGCCUGCAUCAAGCUGAAGGAGGGCCACACCUCCAGUGCAGAGGAGAUUAGAGCGUUUUGCAGAGGCCAGAUAUCUCACUUCAAGAUCCCGUACUAUGUGAUGUUUGUAGACAGCUACCCUCUGACAGCCUCUGGAAAGAUCAAAAAGAACAUAUUAAAGGAGGAAAUGGAGAAGGAAUUAGGCCUUUAAUUGUGUGGCCCCUGGUGGACUGUGGACAGCUGAGGGAGUCAGACACUGAGCUGCGUUGAGUAAAGACUUUCUUUACCAACAGCUGGACUGGGACUAUAUCACUGAUCAGCUGCUGGCUCGACACUCCCUGAAAUUCUUUUAUUUGUACUUCACACCUCAUUACCUCAGCUUCAUGAUAUGUAAUGACAACCCAGAUACAAGCCAUACAAUGUGACUGCAAGCUUUAAUAAAUGUCCAAUAAGUGUA
Notothenia coriiceps (black rockcod) is the source of this 2158-nucleotide messenger RNA. Its product is annotated as acyl-CoA synthetase family member 2, mitochondrial. NCBI's taxonomy places the organism in Eukaryota, Metazoa, Chordata, Actinopteri, Perciformes, Nototheniidae. Gene Ontology annotation, biological process: fatty acid metabolic process. The record is from RefSeq and is a predicted model, not a curated record. The coding region runs from base 98 to 1912 and encodes 604 amino acids. The transcript has 16 exons. Gene Ontology annotation, molecular function: medium-chain fatty acid-CoA ligase activity.